GUUUAAGUAUAGCUUUGUUUGUGUCAGCUGAGGGAAAGUUGACUUGCACUUCAACCUCAGAAGUUGGGACCAAGGUGCUCUCUAGCUGAAGACAUGGAGAAGGUGCUGCUUGCACUCGGUCUGACAGCUGUAUUAGCUGUGAGCUCCAGCUCCCAGUACAAAAUUGAUAGGGUCACAGGUAGACAGCGGUUCAAUGAGUGGAAAGCAAAACAUGGAAAGUCGUACUUGUCUAAUGUGGAAGAGGAGUCCAGAUUUAAGAUAUAUCUGGAAAAUCUCGGGAAGAUUUUACAGUUAAAUGAAGAGUACAAAGGAAGAACUAAGUUUAUUGAUAAUCACUUUGCCGACAUAUCAGAAAAAGAAUUCCGCAAAACUGUUCUCAUGCCAAAAAGAACUGCACCAAAAUUCCCCAGAGAAAGAUAUUUAACCAGGGCUGUGAGAGAUACACUACCAGUGCAGUUUAACUGGACAACGCAGGGAGUGGUCACUCCUGUCAAAGACCAGGGGGCAGCGGGCACCUGCUGGGCUUUCAGCACCAUUGAAAAUCUAGAAGGUCAGUGGGCCAUGAAGGGCAAGCCUCUGACCAGUCUCUCUGUGGAGCAAGUAGUGGACUGUGACGGAACUGGGGACCCAGUAUUAGGACAUGGAGACUGCGGAGUGUUUGGAGGAUGGCCAUAUCUUGCCUAUCAGUACAUCAAGAAAGCUGGUGGCAUAGAGUCUGAGGAAUCUUACCCAUACUGUGCCGGAGGGGGUGGAGCCCCGGGGACAUGUGAGGUGUGUCCACCCCCAGGGUAUAACAACACCCUCUGUGGGCCCCCUGUGUGGUUCUGUAACAUGACCGUCAGUUGUGGUCACAAGUAUAAUCCAGCCAAGUUUGUACCAGGUCUGAAGGUGGCUGACUGGAAAGCGAUACCUGAGAAUGAAACUAUCAUAGCUGAAGCCUUGAUGUCUGUAGGACCCCUUUCCAUAGCUCUUAAUGCAGAAAUGCUGCAGUUUUACCACUCUGGCGUCUUUAAUCCUAUUUUCUGUAGCCCGGAAAAUCUUGAUCAUGCGGUGUUGCUGGUUGGAUUUGGCACUCACAAGGGCUGGUUUGAGACAGAGGAUUACUGGCUUGUGAAAAACUCCUGGGGACCAAAAUGGGGAGAGAAAGGAUAUUUUAGAAUUCUUCGUGGAAAAGGAAAAUGUGGAGUGAACACACAAGUUACGACAGCAGUACUUGAAUAAUCUGCAUAUUGUGAUACAAAAAGCAGGGGAUCCAGGAUUUUUUUUGGGGGGUGGGGGGUGAAAGGGACAAUGUUAAAAAAAAAAAGAUUUUUGCUCAUUUUGUAAAUAUUUUCUAAUUGACAAAGACUAUUUAAAUGUGAUGUGCUGAUCAGAGACGCAAAUUUUUCCCGUUUUUUUUUUUUUUUUUUUUUUUUU
Messenger RNA from Lingula anatina, 1416 nucleotides. RefSeq names its product cysteine proteinase 1. Gene Ontology annotation, molecular function: cysteine-type peptidase activity. The record is from RefSeq and is a predicted model, not a curated record. Lineage: Eukaryota; Metazoa; Brachiopoda; Lingulata; Lingulida; Lingulidae. Gene Ontology annotation, biological process: proteolysis.